AUGGAAACAUUGGAUUCUGGACAUGCCGGCGGAACUCCGAUUUCACAACCGCAGUCACAACAGCGAAUUACUUUGGGAAAUCUUCAUUUUCAACAAGAUCCAAAUGACCCACAGAAAUGGAUCAUUACAAAUGAUUCUGCUGCCACAACACCAAGUCAGCCAUCGAACCAUUCCAACAAUCAGUCAUCCAGAAUGACCGGCGGUGAGUCAAGUACCGAGACGAUGUGCAUGUACCUGUCCAAACUGCCAAAACGCCAGUACCCCGAGAUCGUGAGUGUUUACAGCUACGGUGAUGGCAAACAACGACUUCACAUCUGCCACAUUUGCCAAAAAACUUAUGGAAAGACAUCACAUUUAAGGGCUCAUCUGCGUGGACACGCCGGUAACAAACCUUUCGCAUGCGAUUGGCAGCAUUGCACCAAGCGUUUUACAAGGUAAUU
Cylicostephanus goldi is the source of this 440-nucleotide messenger RNA. Lineage: Eukaryota; Metazoa; Nematoda; Chromadorea; Rhabditida; Strongylidae. The record is from the annotation of a GenBank genome assembly.